This is a messenger RNA of Thlaspi arvense, 1697 nucleotides long. Lineage: Eukaryota; Viridiplantae; Streptophyta; Magnoliopsida; Brassicales; Brassicaceae. The record is from the annotation of a GenBank genome assembly.
CUCGCACUUCUCCGGUUUUCCUAUUUCUAUCGUCCUCUCUCUCUCCGGUUUCUUCACGCUUCUCUUAUGACCUCUUUCUUACCUAUCUUCUUCUUAGAUUUUUUCUCCAUCGAUCACUGAACAUUCACGUUUGCAUUCGGAUUCUUCAUCUUGACUUCCAAGUCAAAAUCUCCGAUGAUCUCUGCGAUUCUCUGCUUUCCUCUUUCUCACCAGAUCUGAAGCACCCGAAUCCAAAUUCGUAAUCGAAACCGCUUUAAUUCACCGCCUAGGCAUUUCUCAAUCAUUCGGAGAUCAAUUAGCAAUGGUGACGGUCAAAUUGGGAAUGGUCCAUUAUGUAAUUGACCAUGUCUACGGAGCGUUUAUGCACCGCACGAGGAUAACGCCGCCGUUCUUCUCGCGAGGAUGGGGUGGGCCGAAGCUGGAACUGCUCGAGCGGAUGGCUAAACAGCUCUUUCCGAUGUAUGUCGAAGGUCAGAAUUGGCCACCAGCUAUGGUACGUCCCGUGUGGAGGACCGUCUGGGAGACGAAGACCGCUUGUCUCAGAGAAGGCGUUUUCCAGACUCCCUGCGACGACGAGCUAACCGCCGCUUUGCCUCCGGAGUCUCGCACCGCGAGGGUUGCUUGGCUUGUCCCCAAAAACGUUCCUCCCCAGAAAAUGUCCUGUGUGGUUCAUCUUGCAGGCACUGGUGAUCAUACAUUUGACCGGAGAUUGCGUCUGGGUGGACCAUUGGUGAAACACAACAUCUCAACAAUGGUGCUCGAAAGCCCUUUCUAUGGUCGAAGGCGUCCGUUCCUACAACGUGGCGCGAGGCUCCUCUGUGUUAGUGAUCUACUUUUACUUGGGAGGGCAACAAUCGAAGAGUCCCGCAGUCUUAUUCACUGGCUAGACGCCGAGGAAGGCUUUGGAAAAAUGGGUGUUUGUGGUCUGAGUAUGGGAGGAGUACACGCUUCGAUGGUUGGAUCGCUUCAUCCAACACCAGUUGCAACACUUCCAUUCCUAUCUCCGCACUCUGCAGUUGUUGCCUUCUGCGAAGGAAUACUAAAGUAUGGAACCGCUUGGGAGGCACUGAGGGAGGAACUUGCGGCACAGGAGAUCACAUUGACUCUUGAUGAAGUGAGAGAGCGGAUGAGAACUGUUCUCUCCCUCACAGAUGUCACUCGCUUCCCCAUCCCUAAAAACCCCGAUGCUGUUAUCUUUGUUGCUGCAACUGAUGAUGGAUACAUACCGAGACACUCUGUGCUGGAGCUUCAAAAGGCAUGGCCAGGGUCGGAAGUGAGAUGGGUUACAGGUGGACACGUGUCCUCCUUUCUGCUGCACAAUGAUGAGUUUCGGAGAGCAAUCGUGGACGGUCUCGAUAGAUUAGAGUGGAAGGAGCCAUGGUGACGGUGACUUAAGCAGAGCACACAGCUCCUUUGUAUAACACAAAGCGAAGGGGUCUCUUUUAUGUAAAUGUCUUGAAUCCCCCUCUUGUUGUAUCAUCUGUUAAGAAGAAUCAAAUUCUUUUCGCUUUCAAUAGUGGUGGGCUCUAGUAUUCAUUUGUUUGGCCAUUGUUUUUGUCUCGACUCUCGACAUGCAACAAAAAUUGUAGGGGUUUCACUCAUUACAUACCAUUCUUUUAGCAUUUGUUUUUCUUUGGGAAAAAAUGUCGUGUAUUUUAUACGACUUGUGGUGAAGAAGAUACGUAUCAUAGUUGUUA